Haliotis rubra (blacklip abalone) is the source of this 3499-nucleotide messenger RNA. RefSeq names its product KH homology domain-containing protein 4-like. Lineage: Eukaryota; Metazoa; Mollusca; Gastropoda; Lepetellida; Haliotidae. Gene Ontology annotation, cellular component: nucleus. Gene Ontology annotation, molecular function: RNA binding. The record is from RefSeq and is a predicted model, not a curated record. The transcript is spliced from 20 exons. The coding region runs from base 116 to 3049 and encodes 977 amino acids.
UAGAUUGAUAACAAAUGGCGGCCUAGGAUGGCACGCUAAGUAUUGUUCGACAAUAUUUUUUAUGCACUUUUGUGCAUUACACGCGUACAUAAUUUUGAAGUAAUUGUGCCAAGCCAUGUAUGAUGAAAACAGGAGCAGUUUAGAAGCAGCAGCAGAGGCUGCAGCCAAAGUUAACGCUAUGUUGAUUGCCAAGGGAAAACUGAGGCCUUCUCAGGUCAACCAGAAUCAGUCAAACAGAAAGAGUAGUUCUUCAAACUUGGUAAUUGCUGAGGUUGACAUUAAUGAUGUACCAAUUGGAUGCAGGAAUAUGCUUACAAGAGGAUCAACGCAAGAGGAGAUAUCCAAGAUGAGUGGAUCCGCUGUCUCUACAAGGGGUCGAUACAUGACCAUGGACGAACGCGUUAGAAACCCAGGGGAAAGAGCGUUGUAUCUUUGUGUGCAGGGACCAAACCAAGAAGCUGUUGAUUUGGCUGUAAAGAGAAUAAAUGAAAUUAUCCAGAAUGGAAUGAAGCAAAGAGGGUCUCGAUUCUCACCAGCUGUGCGACCCCCAAUGAAUUUGCCAGGACCCCGUCAAGGGGUACCAAUGCAUCAGCCACCCCCUCUUAUGUCUAUUGGACCUCAGCCACCGGGACCCCAGGUGACUGUGAUCCAGGAGAAGCUGUAUAUUGGUCUGGAACAUGCUCCCCCAUCUUUUGAUGUGAAGAACAAGAUCCUGGGAGUUGGGGGCUCCUUCUUACAACACAUCAUGAAUGAGACUGGAGCGAAGGUAACACUGAGAGGGAAGGGAUCGUGUUUUCUGGACCCGGCAAGAGAGAGAGAAGUCUUUGAACCAAUGCAUGUACACAUACAACACACAUCAAUGGUGGGACUACAGCAAGCGAAGCAGCUGGCGGAAAAUCUCAUUCAAACAGUGCAGCAGGAGUAUGCCUCUUUUCAACAAGCUCUAGCUGCGAUGCCCACCCAAGUUAAUCCAGGAACAGCCGCCUUGUUUGCUGGCAUUCAGCAGACUUCACUGCCAGGGAACACCUUGUUUACCCAUCAGCCAGGCAUCACCACCUUCUCUCACCUGCAACAACAGCCUCUUGCACAGGUUGCUGCACCAGGAGUGCAACAGAUCGGACACCACCCGGGGAUGAUGGCUCCUCACAUGAUUCCCGUGUCCACCCCAACAUCAGUGGUGAUGUCAGGAGCGUCACUUAACUCUACCCUCACCAACCUCACACCUAGUGCUCUCAUCACUCCAGCUCCAGGGUUGACAGUGUCAUCUGGAGGUCCUGCCUUAGUGUUGCCAACUUCCCUGGCUCCUGUUCCAGUUGUUACAUCCAUGCCUGUUUCUGCCACGCCAAUUGUUGCCGCAGGUCCCCCUGCCCCAACAACAGUCAGCUCCCAGAUGGAAGCUGCAGCAGCGGUGGUGAGUGCUGGGCUCCUCCCCAACACCAGUUUGCCCCCGCCCAUGCUGCAGGCCCAAGCUGUGCCCACACCCAGCACAUAUGAUGUACCCAUCACUGAAAGCCAGUUCCUAGGAGCUGCAGCAGUCAAUGGUGGUCAGCCAACACACGUGAUAUUAAGUCAGCCACCACAACCCGUCACAGUGCAGGUAGCUGCACCACAGCUGGCCACACCCCUUGGAGGCCCUGGACAGGUAGCUACAUCUCUGGGAGGGACAGCUUUAGCACCAGGGGCAGCUCCUCUCGGCCCUGCAGGUGGCCCUUUAGGACCUGGAGUGCAGCUGAUGACACAGACUGGCCUGCCCCCUCCAGGAAUACCUCCACCUGCAGGACCACCCAUAGGUCAGCCACAGCCUCAUCAACCCUUCUACACACAGUAUGGCCCAGUGAGUAGUGGCCAGCCAUACUGUAUGGUGACAUCUCCCAUGAUGUGUAGCUCUCCAGCAGCGACAUACACAGUAGCAACGUCAGGCUAUUCCUACAGUGUCCCAUUGAAAGAGGAACCACAUAAGCGAAGGUUCACAGAAGAAAAACAGGAGGAGAAGAUUCCAGAAAACUUGCUGGGCUACCAGCAUGGACCCCCUCACCUGACUAACCUGAUGACAUCGGGCCCACCCCCUCCAGCCACCAUGGUGUCUGCAGCACUGCCCAUAGGACAGGCCUUCCCCCCCACUUCACUGUCAGAUGAUGGCCGACCAUACACAAGUCAGGCCAAUAAUGGAGUGGUAAUGGCGCCUCCCCCAACAUCGGUGCAUGACAGACCCGAGGCUGACAAACAUCUUAUGCCACCUCCUGGAGUUAAAGGUGUUAAACGCAGUCAUUCGGGGCAAGGAACACCAGACACAGAGAAGAAAUCCAAAACUAACUUAGGUUAUGAAGAAGAUGGUGAUGAAAACAAACGUAGAGGCACACAACCACCACCUCCACCACCACCAGAUGUUGAGAGGGAACAUGCAGAAUUGCUGGAACAGGAACAUCGAGAACACUUGGAACGAGAGCGGGAACAGAGAGACUUCUACAAUCCUCACUUUCCUGGUGGGAAGCCUCAGUCGUUCCGAUCUGGUUCUCCACAAGGCCCUCCUCGACAAUCUCCUCCAGCUCCUCCUCCUCCACACUUUGAGCAGAUCAACCAGCAACAGAUUUCCCCUUUUGAACAAUAUACUCAGAACCCACAGGAACAGUUUGGUCAAGCUGGGCAACCCCCUCCACCACAGUUUGAACAGUAUCCUCCCCCUCCCCAGCAGUUCCACCAUCAGCAACAGAUUCCUACCUUCUCCGUCUCCACAUCCCAGAGUAUGCCUCACUUCCACCAAUCACCUCCAAGUCCACAGCCACCUUAUUCACAGGCACCUAACAUCCGGCCCCCAGAGGCCCAGAUGAUUAUAAGCCAGCACAGUCAAAUCCAGCCCCCACCACCGCCUUCUCAGCAGAGUCAAGGACUACAGCCCCAGUUCCAGAGCAACCAACCCUUCCCUCCUAUGCCACAAAAUGGUUAUUCGCAACAGUUUGUUAGCCAGCAGUCCCAGCCUCCUUUGCCGCCUCCCCCACCCCCACCACCACAGUCCCAGUUCCCACCCCCGGGGAUGCAGUAUUGGGUAUGAAAAAAUUGAAGAGGAUGACAAUUGUUUGUCUGGAUCUAACUGUGUUGACCUGAAGAUGUUCCAAGACAAGAGUGCCUGUGCUAUGUGUGAUUGUUUAACCACUACAGUAUGUGAACUGUUUCAGCAUUGUGCAGAAUACUGUGAAUGUGUACAUACCUGUGUACACAUAAUGUCUUACAGCAUUGUGUGUUGUGUGACUCUGUCAUACCUUAUAUUGAUGCUUUAUAAGUAUCAAGUAGUGCUUGCAGGGGAUAAAUAGACAAUUCAAUUUUAAUACAAAAUUUGCAACCUGAUUUAUUGAUGAAUUGGUGGCUGAGGUUUGUUUCAUUUUUAGAACUGAAACUACAAGUUCUGUAUGCAAAUACUGAUUACAUGUAUCAAAGUGUAUAUAUAUGAUGUGAUGGUUGUAUGAUAUGAUUUGACUUCCAAUAAACUACUUUUUCAGCUGUA